This is a messenger RNA of Nematostella vectensis (starlet sea anemone), 1553 nucleotides long. Its product is annotated as D-arabinitol dehydrogenase 1. Gene Ontology annotation, molecular function: zinc ion binding; oxidoreductase activity. The record is from RefSeq and is a predicted model, not a curated record. The transcript has 2 exons. NCBI's taxonomy places the organism in Eukaryota, Metazoa, Cnidaria, Anthozoa, Actiniaria, Edwardsiidae. The coding region runs from base 274 to 1317 and encodes 347 amino acids.
GUAUGACCAUGCACCCUUUCAUGAGCGAAUUCAAAUUUGAGAUUAAGUGACCUUUUUUCUGUAACAAUCGAGCUAUUCUACUCUUUUUGGAAAUAUAGACAAUGUGACGGAAAAGGGAAAAGGGGAAUUCAACUAACUCGCACCAGUUUCCCUCGUCCCAUAGCUGUCAACACUUCCAUUGAAACCGAAGAGAGAUUUGCGUGUUUCCGUGAGGUCUUUCAUCGGAAUUUCUUCCGUUCUCACUCCCUGUUAUUCCCAUCUCAUCACGAGAACAUGAACAACUCAGUACAGCUUUGGGACGGUCAGCUAUCUGUGAUCACACGGCCAGUGCCGCAUGUUUCCAACCCGAGCGAAGUGAUCGUGAAGGUCGCAUACUCGGGCAUCUGCGAUCGAGACCUCCAGAUCUUAGAGGGAGAAUUACCAGCUGCGAAGUGUGUCGUUCUCGGUCAUGAGUUUUCUGGUGUCGUGAGUGACGUUGGAAGCGACGUGAAGAAUGUGUCCAUAGGUGAUCGUGUUGUUGUUAACCCUAAUAGCAGCUGUAACACAUGUAAGGCUUGUCGAAGAGGGCAGCCCCACUUCUGCGAAAAAGGAGGUACCGGCUCUGCAAUAGGAGUCUGGAAAAAUGGUGGAUGGACACAGUACGCUCGUGUACAUGCACCAAAUAUACACAUCGUCCCUCCACAAGUGAGCCUCAAACAAGCAGCACUUUGUGAGCCAAUAUCCUGUGUACUGCAUGGGCUCGACAAGUUACACCCGGCUGCCAGGGAUUCCAAGAUACUUGUUUCAGGAACAGGAGUGACAGGCUUACUCUGGAUGUGCAUCUUACACUUUCAUGGAUACAGAAGGGUGACAGUUAUUGAGUUCUCAGAGCAGUGGAGAAUGUUAGCGAUGGGGCUUAAUUUAGGCUUCAAAAUCUUGCACCCAGACACUGUGCACACGGAUUUAGUAGAAGCAACACAAUCCCAAAAUAAUACCUGGGGAUUUGACGUCAUUAUCGAGUGUACUGGCUUGUCAGUGUUGGUGCAAAGUGCCAUAAAGUGGUUGGGGUAUGGCGGCAAACUCCUUAUAUUCGGGAGUAGUGCAAAAGACUCUGAGGUAAAAAUAAGCCCAUACGAGAUCCACCACAAGGAAAUCCAGAUUUUGGGGUCUUCUAUGAAUCCAUUUUCUUUUUUACAUUCGGUUGAGUUAGUGAGAGACAUGUCAGAGUAUUUGGAUUAUGAAAAACUUGGGAUAUCUGUUUUUAAGCUAACUGACUACCAAGCUGCCUUGACAAAGCUGAAACAAGGUUCUGUUCUAAAAGCAGUUUUUGCUACCUAGUAAUUAGUCUUAUUUUAAGUUGUAUAAAAUAUUUUUCAGCAUUAGCAAGUGAAGCUUUGUUUAUGUACAUCAGGGUUGCCUAAUCACAGAUUAGAUUAUCAUAUUACUUUUAUAAAUACCUAAUUCCUUUAUAACUUCACAUAUUAAUGGAGUAAUUUUCCAAACUUCUUUUCAAAUUUAUUGUUUGUAGCCUCAUCGAUGAUCACUGUUGCAGUAAUAAAACCAUCUUCAUCAGC